Messenger RNA from Diabrotica virgifera virgifera (western corn rootworm), 1706 nucleotides. Its product is annotated as trichohyalin-like. The record is from RefSeq and is a predicted model, not a curated record. Bases 271 to 1704 code for a protein of 477 amino acids. NCBI's taxonomy places the organism in Eukaryota, Metazoa, Arthropoda, Insecta, Coleoptera, Chrysomelidae. The transcript is spliced from 2 exons.
AAAGCUACAUAAAGUCAAAAUUCAACUACAAAAAAAAUUAUAUAUUUUGUCCCUGGCAAAAUGAGUAAUUCCCGUGUUACAAACAAAAAUUGUUUGUAAAAAUCAUAGAUGUCUCUACUUUCAACGACGCUGACAGCCGGAAGCUUGUGAAUCACCGCUGUGACUCCUAACCUAUUUGUUAAGCAUUGGAAAGCAACGAGAGUGGAUGUAUUACUGUUUAAAGCACUGCAACCACGUGUGUAAUAUUCAACAGUGUAAUUCCCGGGAAUCAUGGCUAAACUUUCCAAAGAAGAGCUUUUACGAAGAAAACGAGAAAGGGAGAGAGAAAGACGCAGGAAAAUAAGAGAAGAUCCAAUCAAAAGAGCUGAACAACAACAAAAAGAAAAAGAAAAGUACCUGAGGCAACGAAAAAGUAAAAUAAAAAAAUCUAUCAAUGAGAUGACUCCAAGACAACAAAGACUGAAGAGGAAACAAUGGAGAACUAAUUUAGCUGCAUUCAGACAAAGACAAAAAGCUCUGAAGGAGACUGGACAACAUUUGGAAAACAAUACACCCCCAAAUUCUUCAGAUGAAGAAAAUGUACCAGAAAACAUUAGAGCCGAUAUUGGGCGAAGAAGGGCUAUUCAAAAUAGAGUUAAAAGACAUAGAGAAAAAGUAAAAACAAGAGAGAAAAUUAAAAAGCUAGAAGCUGCACUAGAAAAAUACAAAAAAAGGUAUCAGAGACUUAAAGCGGAAAAACAGAAAAAAGAGCUAGAGAUGAAACAGCCUAGAACUCCUUUAACACCACUAACGAACACUGAUUUGAUUAUCGAUGAAACACCGUGUACUCCAAGAAAGAAACUUAAAGUUGAUGAAAUUAAGAAAAAGAUUCUUUUUGGUCAGGUUAUGGAGGAACAACUAAGACAUUCAUACAAAGAGUGUGAGCAAAAUAGAACAAAGCAAGUUAUAAAGAAACUUAUGUCUGGAAAUAUUAUAAGAAAAUAUGGAUUGAAAAAAUACUGCUCAAGAAAGAUUGGGUUUAGGAAUUUGAGCCCCAAAAAAUAUCAAAAUAAGUCUAUCUUAGUACAUGAAAAAAAAAGGUCUGUAGGUAUGGAUACUGUUCAACGACAGAUACAUAAGUAUUUUAACGAGGAUUUAAAUUCGAGAAUUUGUGCUGGAAAAAAAGAGUACAUAACUCGAAAUAAAGUAACGAAACAGAAACGAUAUUUAGCAGAUACAAUGAUUAACCUUCACAAGAGAUUUUUGAAUACUUAUCCAGGUAUUAAGGUGAGCUACGCGUUUUUUUACAGAUGUCGUCCGUUUUGGAUAUUGCAAAUGAAAGUUUCCAGUAGAGAUACUUGUAUGUGCACUACACACGCAAAUAUGGAGCUUAUUACUUCUAGUUUAUUUCAAUUCGGAGUUUUAAGUUCAAAAAAUUUGACUACCAUUAUUAAAAGUUUAUGCUGCGAGAAAAAGACUGAAAAUUGUCUAUUCCGUGUGUGUGAAAAAUGUCAAGAGGCUGUUAUAACAUACAAUAACCACGAUAAAAACAAGCCUGUCAAAUAUUAUAAAUGGUCAACAAAAAAAGAAGGAUAUUACGACCCCAAAAGUAACACAAAUAAAACUACGAUUAAAACCGUAAAAAUUCUUGUUACAAUAACAUUGGGAUCUUUAAUUAAUGAAUUUGAAUCCAAAUUGACUGGAUUUUUGGCACACGAAGCAUGAAU